Molecule: messenger RNA, 768 nt
Organism: Coniophora puteana RWD-64-598 SS2
Lineage: Eukaryota; Fungi; Basidiomycota; Agaricomycetes; Boletales; Coniophoraceae
Exons: 2
Coding region: 1-768 (255 amino acids)
Source: RefSeq, a predicted model, not a curated record
AUGGUUCUCCCCGGUCCACACGAGCCCAACCUGGCUCAGCUCAACAAUCUUAUGCAGAUAUUUACCAAUAGCAUGAUCCGCCUCACCGACGGUAUCGAGUUUUCUGUACACGGACAACAAGAGCUCGAAGUAGGUCUUAAGGUACAAAAGACGCGAAACGACAAGACUCCUGACAAAAUUGAGGGACUCGUGUUCUCCUCGUUCCCAAAGAAAGUCAACCUUCGCCGUAUGGAUCUCUCCCUUUACGACCUCGUCUAUGAUUAUCUUCAACAGCAUUGGUACAAUGACAUCAACCUUCUUGUCAGCACAGACACGAGCCGGAACGGGCACGUGUUUGACGGCGCUGCAGUAUCGUACCCCUACAUCUGUUUUCAGUCUCUUCGCUAUGGCGCAGCUGACCACUUUCGAGGUGAAUCGGCAAGGUAUGCUUACAUUGAUCAACGCGUACCUGUGGAGAUACAAUAUCUCUUCCACGUCAAGCUAGAGCGACGAUACCGUUCUACACUCACUGCGACGCUAGCCGUUGUCCGAAGGUUUGUUGCUGCUGAUGCUCGUAUUCAAUUUCCCUGGGUAAUGUGGGCAAAUGAUCUUGGUGUUGCUGCCUGGACUGCCGAUCAGUUUGCACCACUGGAAGUCAUCAACAUAACACGCCUGUCAGGACACCUGGUGCACGCGCCGAUUAAGCUCGGACGUCAUAAACUAUGGAUUACCGUUGCAUAUGAUCAUGGCAGUCCAGAGGCAGACAUUCCAUCUCAGGAUGACAUGUAG